This is a messenger RNA of Kwoniella botswanensis, 1770 nucleotides long. Its product is annotated as methionine-tRNA ligase. Gene Ontology annotation, molecular function: ATP binding; methionine-tRNA ligase activity. The record is from RefSeq and is a predicted model, not a curated record. Gene Ontology annotation, biological process: methionyl-tRNA aminoacylation. Lineage: Eukaryota; Fungi; Basidiomycota; Tremellomycetes; Tremellales; Cryptococcaceae. Bases 1 to 1770 code for a protein of 589 amino acids. The transcript is spliced from 8 exons.
AUGCGCCGGCACAUUCCCCGUCUGCUGUCAUCUUUUCGACCGAGGCCUUCAACCUUUCCCUCAACCCGACCUAUACUAACAUUCAAUGCGACACGGUCCUCUUCUACCUCAACCUCUCCUUCGACUUCGGCUUCAGACCUCUCCUCAUCGCAGAUACCAUCACUCUUCACCCCUUCGGGAGACCCAUCCUCUUCAAAACCUUUUUACGUCACCACCCCCAUCUUCUAUGUCAAUGCUUCCCCUCAUAUAGGACACCUACACUCACUACUCCUAACAGACGUCCUCGCUCGAUUCUCCCGCUUGAGACACCCAGAUAGAAAAGUUAUCUUUGCAACGGGCACGGACGAACAUGGUAUGAAGAUACAGCAGGCUGCUAAAGCGAGGGGAGUGGGUGAACAGGAAUUCUGCGAUGACGUUUCAGAAAGGUUUCGAGAUCUAGCUAAAUUGGCUAAUGCCUCGAAUACCGAUUUCAUACGAACUACCGAAGAGAGACAUCAAAAAGCGGUCGAGUAUUUUUGGCAAAAACUAGUAGACCGAGGAGAUAUAUAUAAAGGAACCCAUUCAGGAUGGUACUCCAUAUCGGACGAGUCAUUCUACGCCGCUUCGCAGGUGACGAAAAGGGAAUCAGACGGCGUGAUGGUAGCUUUGGAAAGUGGUAACGAGGUGAUAUGGGAGGAAGAAACUAAUUGGAAAUUCAGGUUGUCGGCUUAUAAAGGUUUUUUGAAUGAGUGGUUAUCAAAGCCGGAGUCUGUCCAUCCACCAUCAGUUCGUCAACAUCUUUUAUCCCAGAUCAAUAACCUCGAAGACUUAUCUGUAUCAAGACCCAAGUCAAGGGUGAAAUGGGGUAUACCCGUGCCCAAUGAUCCUGAUCAAUCGAUAUACGUCUGGGUAGAUGCUUUGAUAAAUUACUUGACCGUUACUGGGUAUCCAACACAGAACGAUGGGUGGCCCGCGGACGUUCAUGUAGUUGGAAAGGAUAUAACCAAAUUCCACGCCAUACAUUGGCCAGCGUUACUAGCUUCCGCAUCCCUCUCACCUCCUAGGCGAGUCAUUGCUCAUGCGCAUUGGACAAUGGGUAAAUUCAAAAUGUCGAAGUCCAAGGGGAAUGUGGUAGACCCGAUCCAGGCAAUGAGAGACUGGAGUGUAGAUGGUGUGAGAUGGUAUCUCAUGAGAGUCGGUGGUAGCUUGACGGAUGAUGCUGACUAUGCACCAGAUCAAGUGGAAGUCCACUAUCGGAUCCUAGCGGAUCAAUUUGGAAAUUUACUAUCACGUAUAUCAGGUUCCAAAAUGUUGAAAAAGGCUACCAGAGAUUUAGACCUUGUCACGCCGAUGUCGCAAGAUAGAGAUGAAGAUUUGGAUAGACUGUUAGGUGGAUUAAGGGAUGGAUUUGAGACUAAGAUGGAAAUGUAUGGGGUUAGUGGAGCUUGUCAGAGCGUUAUGGAUGUUAUAGCUGCUACGAACAAAUUGUUCACCGACCUGAAACCAUGGUCCGCCGAAGACGGCACCAAAGCGAUAAUCCACGCUUAUCAUUCCCUACGAAUCGCUUCAAUCUUACUACAACCUAUAAUCCCAAUCAAGUCGAUAGAAGCUCUAGACAGACUUGGUGUACCCUCCAAUAAGAGGACAUGGAAUGACGCUGUUUGGCCUCAGAUAGAACAGAUAAGUACGAAAGAAGUGGUAGAGAGGUUGAAGCAAGGAAGUGAGGAAUGGAAAGGCAAAGGUCAUUUGUUCCCUUUGCCUGAUAGAGGGAAACAUAACCUGUCGGAGUGA